GCGGGACGAGACAACCUACCAGUUGUUGAAGAGAGAGAGUUUUAACUUUUAAUAAUAGUGGUUACUUGCUUUGGUUGAGAGAGAGAGAAAGUGAAGUUUUGAAGUGUGAAGUGAGAGAGAGAGAGAGAGAGAGAGAGAGAGAGAGAUAGAGAGACGGAUACUGCUUCUAUGAAGAUGGGAUCUCAAACUCAGCAGCGUCUUCACCACUCUCUUUGAUUCUCUUCUUUCUUGAGUAUUGCUUUGAGUAACGCUUCAACAAACCGGUCCUGUUUCUUAAUAACGCCUCUUUUGGGCUGCUUUGAAAAAGUCUGAUGGGUUCGAGAUUCCCAUCUCAUCAGCUCAGCAAUGGCUUGUAUGUAUCAGGCCGGCCUGAACAGCCGAAAGAAAAGACUCCGACGAUGAGCUCAGUUGCCAUGCCCUAUACUGGUGGUGACAUCAAGAAGUCUGGAGAAUUAGGAAAAAUGUUCGAUAUCCCCAUGGAUGGCUCUAAAUCUAGAAAAUCCGGUCCCUUAAAUAAUGCUCCUUCCAGGACAGGAUCAUUUGCAGGUGCUGCUUCACACUCUGGACCUAUCAUGCAAAAUGCUGCAGCUCGCUCUGUUUAUAUCACAUCUGGUAAUGUAUCUGCUGGAGGCAUGUCUGCUUCAGCCUCAAUGAAAAAGACCAACUCUGGUCCAUUGAAUAAACAUGGGGAACCGGUCAAGAAGUCAUCUGGCCCUCAAUCUGGUGGAGUUACCCGCCAAAACUCUGGUCCAAUUCCCCCAGUUCUUCCUACGACCGGUCUUAUUACAUCUGGCCCAUUAAAUUCAUCUGGGGCUCCAAGGAAAGUGUCUGGUCCAUUAGAUUCUACUGGAUCACUGAAAUCAUAUAGUUCCUUUGUAGCCCACAAUCCUGCUGUAACCACUCUUAGCCUAGAUGACGAGUAUUCCUUCAGGAGGAACUUCCCAAAGCCAAUAUUGUGGUCUGUGAUUCUGAUUUUUAUAAUGGGGUUCAUUGCUGGCGGUUUUAUUCUUGGAGCAGUCCGCAAUGCCAUUCUCCUCAUUGUUGUCGUAGUACUUUUUGGUACGGUUGCUGCAUUAUUCACUUGGAAUAGUUGUUUUGGAAGGAAAGCCAUUGUUGGUUUCAUUUCUCGUUAUCCAGAUGCAGAGCUUAGAACUGCCAAGAAUGGGCAAUUUGUGAAGGUUUCUGGGGUGGUGACCUGUGGUAAUGUUCCAUUAGAGUCCUCCUUUCAAAAAGUUCCUAGAUGUGUAUAUACAUCCACCAGCUUAUAUGAAUAUCGAGGAUGGGAUUCAAAAGCAGCAAACCCAAAACAUCGCCGUUUUACAUGGGGGCUUAGAUCAGCUGAGAGGCAUGUGGUGGACUUUUACAUAUCUGAUUUCCAAUCUGGAUUGAGAGCAUUGGUUAAAACAGGCUAUGGUGCAAGGGUGACACCUUAUGUCGAUGAUUCCAUUGUUAUUGAUGUUAAUCCGGCCAACAAAGACAUGUCCCCCGAGUUUCUUCGAUGGUUGGCAGAGAGAAAACUUUCUAGCGAUGAUCGCAUAAUGCAAUUAAAAGAAGGGUACAUCAAAGAAGGUAGCACGGUUAGUGUAAUGGGAGUUGUUCAAAGAAAUGACAAUGUGCUUAUGAUUGUCCCUCCGCCUGAGCCUUUGACUACAGGAUGCCAAUGGGCCAAAUGUAUAUUUCCUGCUAGCCUUGAGGGUGUUGUUUUGAGAUGUGAAGAUACGUCAAAGAUUGAUGUCAUUCCAGUGUAGUCAUCCUCCUAGGUAUUCUUCUUUAAAGAAAUGUCCAAAAAUGAUGGUGGUGGUGGUUGUUGUUUGUAUUUUGUAAGCAUAUACGUGUUGUUGGUAAGUGUGAUGAUUCUGCCAUUGACAUGGUGAUUUCUUUUUCCCCCACACUCAACUCUAGUUUGUUGUAUAGCUAAUGAAAAUUCUUAUUCGUUUAUUUUUCCUAAGGAUUUUAUACCUUUCUAAUGGACGUGGUUUCAUAUAGUGAGAAGUUUUGUGUAUUCCAAACAA
Messenger RNA from Cajanus cajan (pigeon pea), 2012 nucleotides. RefSeq names its product protein SHOU4. Lineage: Eukaryota; Viridiplantae; Streptophyta; Magnoliopsida; Fabales; Fabaceae. The record is from RefSeq and is a predicted model, not a curated record.